Molecule: messenger RNA, 2370 nt
Organism: Anolis carolinensis (green anole)
Lineage: Eukaryota; Metazoa; Chordata; Lepidosauria; Squamata; Anolidae
Gene: gucd1
Product: guanylyl cyclase domain containing 1
Exons: 6
Coding region: 366-1124 (252 amino acids)
Source: RefSeq, a predicted model, not a curated record
GGGGGCGGACAAAUGUGGCGACGACAGUUCCGUGUUGUGUUUACCUCACAGACGAAUAGACUCUUGAGAUGGUAAUAAUGCCAUAGGGACGAAGGUCUCAAAACAAGGCCAGGGGGCGUGGCUUAGCGGAUAGUUAGGGAAAGGGGAGGGGCUAGGGCCAGCCUUGCCUAGGCCUCGAAGGCAAGGAGGCGGGGCUUAGCCAUAGAGGCGGAGCCAGAGCCUCGUUCUUCCCCAUAGGUCUUAAUACAGGGGGCGGAGCCAGGAGCUUCCAGGCCUGAAGAGAGCCGCAAGGGGGCGUGGCCGGGGCGGGGCGAGGAAGGGAGGCUUCCCUGCCCUCCUGCCAGCCUGCCUGUCUUCCGAGAGCCAUGAAGAGCCCCAGAGAAGAGGAAGAGGAAGACGAGGAGGAGGAGGAGGAAGAUGAUGAUGCCCAGGCCCCGCCCACAGCAGUCGGAAUUGUACAGCUGAAUGUUCCGGUCCUCCAGCAGCUCUACCACUGGGACUGCGGCCUGGCCUGCUCCAGGAUGGUCCUCAAAUACUUGAACCUCCUCGAUGACGCCGAGUUCCAGCGGGCCGUCCAGGAGCUGGGCCUGACCAAGAGCAUCUGGACCAUCGACUUGGCUUACCUCAUGCGCCACUUUGGGGUCCGCCACCGCUUCUGCACCCAGACCCUCGGCGUGGACAAGGGCUACAAGAACCAGUCUUUCUAUAGGAAGCACUUUGACACGGAGGAGAACCGCGUCAACCAGCUUUUUCUUCAGGCCAAAACCUUCAAAGUGCUGGUGGAGAAAUGCACGGUGACCAUGGGGGAGAUUGAGGCGCACCUCUCGGGGGGCCACACGGCCAUUGUGCUGGUCAACGCGGUGCUGCUGGCGUGCGACGUGUGCUCGGGGCCCGUCAAGUUCUGCUGCUUCCUCCCCAUUGGGCAGAAGUGCUUCUGCCGCCGCCCCGACUACCAGGGCCACUUUGUGGUCCUCUGCGGCUACAACAAGGCCUCCGGGAGCCUCUACUACAACAACCCUGCCUACGCCGACCGGACGUGCUGCACCAGCGUGGGCAACUUUGAGGAGGCCCGAACCAGCUACGGGACAGACGAGGACAUCCUCUUUGUCUACAAAGGCAGCUGACACGAGGCCCCUCCCUCCCUCCCUCCCUCCCUCCCUCCCUCCUUCCGCCUGGCCCCCCUUCCGGUGCUUUCUCUUCUCAGGACGCUCCUCGCACUCCGCUCUCCCUCGUGCGACACCAGGACCCACAAUACAAGGAAAAGAAUCAAGACUCGUACCAACGUCUUCAACGCCCAGAUUGAUCGAUCAAGAGAUAGAUAGAUAGACUCAUUAAAAUGGGAUCGGCGCUCUGUCAGAACGUUCUGGAAUCGCUCACACUUCCCGCCAAAAAUGAAAAAAGAGAUGAUGUUCAGAGUGUCAAUGUUUGUGAAAAAAAUGGGAAUAUAUUAUUAUCUUUGUGUGGAAAUUUUGGGACAAAUCGAUUGAUGAGAGAACAUUGCUUUUUGAGAAAUUAAAUCAAUUGAUUUAGACAACCAUCUGAUUGCUUUUAUGAUCUUGUUCGAGGCCAAUUCUUCAAAACGAAUCCAUCAAUUAGAGAGCUAUCCUACUGCUUUUUUGUGGCAUUAAAACACACAUUUUAGAGUUCCACUGAAUGGCGACUUCAGCUCCACAGAAUGGCAAAUUAUUUUGUAUUAUAUUAUUUUUCUUCAAAGGGCAAUUAAUUCACUUGCUUGCAUACAAUGUUAUAUAUAUAUUAUAUAUAUAUAAAUUUCACAUCAGGAAUAUUUUUUAAACUGUUGACGGAUGAAAGUAACCAAAUUGAUUUUCAAAGGUAAAAAUCUGAAUUAAUUUUCAAAGCUAAAAAGCCAAAUUAAUUUCCAAAGGGGAAAAAAAUCUAAAUUAAUUUCUGAAGGAUUUUUUAAGGAAACAAAAUACAAAUAAAUUUUUGAAGGAAAUUGUCCAAAUUAAUUUUUGUAAAUUAAUUUUGAAGGAAAAAAUAUUUUUGAAGGAACCGAUCGGAAUGAGUUUUCAAAGGAAACUGUUGGCAUUAAUGUAUUAAUGUAUCUUAUAGUGAAGAUAGUAGAUCCAAACAAAUGGAGAAUGUUCUUCUGCUGAGAAUAAAAAUGAAUGCAUAUUGUUCCAUUUGGAGAAAUAAUGUUUCCUUCAUUCUUAUUAUUCGUGGAGGAAAAAAAUAUCCUGAAGCCAUAACUAUCUCGUUUUCAAUGGAAUAUUCCAGAAGAAACGGGAAAAAAGGGAUUAUUUUACAAACAGAACAUUUUAUAUUCAGAGGAGAAAAAUAUAUUUUGUUUGUUAAAUCGCAGUUGACACUAAUGAUAAAAUAAAAGGUUUUAAGUUGUUUUCAAUGCAA